Messenger RNA from Mesitornis unicolor (brown roatelo), 919 nucleotides. It is a transcript of the gene CRYL1, whose product is annotated as crystallin, lambda 1. Gene Ontology annotation, molecular function: NAD+ binding; L-gulonate 3-dehydrogenase activity. Gene Ontology annotation, biological process: fatty acid metabolic process. The record is from RefSeq and is a predicted model, not a curated record. The transcript has 7 exons. Lineage: Eukaryota; Metazoa; Chordata; Aves; Mesitornithiformes; Mesitornithidae. The annotation marks the transcript as partial.
CGGACUCAUUGGACGCAGCUGGGCCAUGGUGUUUGCUGCUGGAGGCUUCAAAGUGAAACUCUAUGAUGUUGCACAACAGCAGCUAACAAGCGCACUGGAAAGUAUGCGCAAACAAAUGAAAGACCUGGAGAAGGCGGGGUUCCUGAAAGGAGCUUUGGGUGCGGAGCAGCAGUUGGCGCUCAUCAGUGUCUGUACAGACCUGAAGGCAGCAGUAGAGGGUGCUACUUUCAUUCAGGAAUGUACUCCAGAGAACCUGGAACUGAAAAAGAAGAUUUUUGGCCAGUUAGAUCUUAUUGUCGGUGACAAUGUCAUCUUGAGCAGCUCGACCUCUUGUCUCUUACCCAGCAAAUUGUUCACUGGCCUUAAGCAUGUUAAGCAGUGUAUUGUGUCACAUCCUGUAAAUCCACCUUACUUUGUGCCGUUGGUCGAAAUUGUUCCUCAUCCAGAAACAGAUCCUUCUACUACAGAGAGGACAUACGCCCUCAUGAAGAAGACUGGUCAAUCUCCUGUCAAACUCAACAGAGAAAUCGAGGGGUUUGUCCUGAAUCGGCUCCAGUAUGCAGUGAUAAGUGAAGCCUGGAGACUUGUGGGUGAAGGAGUACUAUCUCCGACUGAUCUAGACCUUGUGAUGUCUGAUGGAUUGGGAAUGCGAUACGCAUUUAUUGGACCUCUGGAAACCAUGCAUCUUAAUGCAGAAGGUUUUGCAAAUUAUUGUGAAAGAUACCAUGAAGGUAUGAGUCUUGUUCUGAACACCUUUGGACCAGUUCCAGAAUUUUCGGGUGAAACUGAGCAGAAAAUCCAUCAGGCAAUGUCUGAAAAAAUUCCGGUUGUUCCAGAAGUCCUGGAUGCCAGGAGAAAAUGGAGAGAUGAAUGUCUCACUGGUCUUGCCAAACUGAAAAAACAAUUGAAAUCUGACUGA